UCCUCCUCACUUCCUGUAAACACAGCAGCAGCUGCCUGUCACUAGGGUUCCUGUGUUUUCCAGCGUUGUCUUCCUCAUUUUCAUCGUGUUUUCGACCAUGGCUCAGGCCGGAGUGGUUCUGGAUAAGGACCAGUUCAACUGCUCGAUAUGUUUGGAUGUGCUGAGGGACCCUGUGACCAUCCCGUGCGGACACAGCUACUGCUCGGAGUGUAUAGAGAACUACUGGGACCAGGACGACUAUCUGGGGAUCUUCGUUUGUCCGCAGUGCAGGCAAAACUUCAACCCGAGGCCGCCGCUCGCCAGAAACACCAUGCUGGCCGACGUGGUUGACAAAUUCAAAAAGACUGGACUGCAAGAUGUUGCGACGCCUGUGAACCAAAGCUUUGCUGAGGCGGACGACGUGGAGUGCGACGUGUGCACAGGGAGGAAAAACAAAGCGGUGAAGUCUUGUCUGGUGUGUCUGGCCUCCUACUGCGACGUCCACGUUCAGCCACACUACGAUUCUGCUGCCUUUAAGAAACACAAGCUGGUGUCUGCUUCUAAAAAGCUCCAGGAGACGAUCUGUGCCCGACACGGCAAGUUACUGGAGGUUUACUGCCGCACAGAUAAACAGUGCAUCUGUUACCUGUGUCUGACAGACGAGCACAGAGGACACGACACGGUGCUGGCUGAGGCCGAGGUACAACACAGACAGAAAGAGCUGGGUGACAUGAAGCACAGCUCUCAGAUGAAAAUCCAUCAAAGGGAAAAGGAGGCCCAGGAGCUGAGACAAGCCAUUUUCAUACUCAGUCGCUCUGCUCGUGCAGCAACUGAGGAGAGCGAUGCCCUCUUCACUGAACUGAUCCGCUCGAUGGAGCUGAAACGUUUCGAAGUAAGAGAGCUGAUCAAAGCCCAGGAAAAGAUGGCUGUCAGUCAGGCUGAGCAGCUGCUGGAGAAGAUCCAGAAGGAGAUCGCUGAGCUGAAGAAGAAUGAGGCUGAACUGGAGAAACUUUCACACACUGACGACCACAUCCAUUUCCUCCAGAGCUGUCAGUCUGUCCAUGCUCCACCUGUGCUGUCAGCUCUACCCCCAGUCACGGUUGACCCCGGCCUCACUUUUGGACCAGUGAUGACAGCUGUGUCAGACUUUAAAGGGCUGCUACAAGAGGUCUGCCAGGGAGGAUUCAUCAGCAUCUACGAGAGAGUGAGAGAUGUUGUAAUAGUAGGUCCCACAAAUUCUGCUGUACAGCUUGAAACGACACUGCCAAGUGAAGCUGCAUUGGCUGUAGAAAUGGAAGCAACACAAGUGAUCCCAACACCUGGUCUGGACCAAAGUCCUGUGAACCCUCUAAACCCUUUCCUCAAUCCAGGACUGUCUGUGCCCACAUUCACCCUCUCACCAUUCGGCUCGAAGUACUCCUCGGUAUCCAGACAGAGGCACCUGCAGCGACGCUCUCACCCCAGGAGGAAGUAAGACAUGUAGCGGACAACAAAAACAACAUUUCACCUGCAACAACACAAGAUGAAUGUCAUUAUACCUCAGUGCUCUCUUCUGCUUCUCCUCUCGCAAAUCCUCACCAACACUGACCAAUUGUACAUUUUAUAAUUCACAGUUUGCCAUAAACUGAGCUGUUUUAGUUACAGCUUCCAGUUCUAGUUGCACCCUGUAUGGCAGCGUAGGUAAAAAAAAACAAGAUGAGGAAAGCAUUUGUAAGUGCUGCUUAAGUUGACAUUAACUAAUAAUGCUUAAAGUAUUAAACAGCUCAAAGAAUGGCUUAAUUACUUACAUUUUAUCUCAGUAUUUUUUUUUACAAACAUUGCCUUAAAAUGUAGUAUUGUUUUAGUUCUUUUUAAAAAAGGUUAUGCUUUUACAAAACUUUGUCAUUUAUUUUAAACCAAACAUACAGAACACUGGUUUUGCUUUACAGAUGUGUGUAAUAAUAUACUGUGAUUUGUGACAUGCUGACAUUAAAAGAAAACAAUGAGCUUGAAGGAAAGAAAACGUU
Molecule: messenger RNA, 1985 nt
Organism: Notolabrus celidotus (New Zealand spotty)
Lineage: Eukaryota; Metazoa; Chordata; Actinopteri; Labriformes; Labridae
Gene: ftr67
Product: finTRIM family, member 67
Exons: 7
Coding region: 98-1453 (451 amino acids)
Molecular function (GO): zinc ion binding
Source: RefSeq, a predicted model, not a curated record